Staurois parvus is the source of this 338-nucleotide messenger RNA. Lineage: Eukaryota; Metazoa; Chordata; Amphibia; Anura; Ranidae. The record is from the annotation of a GenBank genome assembly.
GCCAGGCCCCUAAUCUGCCAUGGGCCCCUAUACCGCCCUCCUCAUGCUGCUGCCAGGUCCACAGUCUCUCUGCCAUGUGCCACUUUCAGGUCUCCGCACACUGUGCUGUGUUGUUGAAUUUUUUUGCUUAGGGUGAUCUGGCAUUACGGGCCUCCCCAUUGCUGCUGCCAGGCCCCUAAUCUGCCAUGGGCCCCUAUACCGCCUCCUCAUGCUGCUGCCAAGUCCAGAGUCUGUCAUGGGUCCCUGUACGGCCUCCCAUUGUGCUGUCUCCAUCGCCACACUCUGCCAUGUGCCACUUUCAGGUCUCCUCACACACUGCUGGUGUGUUGAAUUUUUUG